Messenger RNA from Theobroma umbraticum, 2554 nucleotides. RefSeq names its product Pentatricopeptide repeat (PPR) superfamily protein. Gene Ontology annotation, molecular function: RNA binding; protein binding. The record is from RefSeq and is a predicted model, not a curated record. Gene Ontology annotation, biological process: RNA modification. Lineage: Eukaryota; Viridiplantae; Streptophyta; Magnoliopsida; Malvales; Malvaceae.
UGCCAUUUGAAAAUUUGGCUCUAAACAAACUGCAUAGAAACGUACGAUAGCAUUCAUCUUCAGAUCUUUUCCUCUUAAAUGAACAAACGAUCUAUCUUCCCCAAACCAUCAAUCAACAAAAGGAGCAACAAACCCAAAUCUCUUUAUCCAUUCUGCUGUUCCUCUUCCAAAUUUUCUUCCUUAUCAUCGCCCACACCACAGCGUUACACUCUCUCCACAUGCAUUGCCUCCAUCCAAUCAUGUUCCCACCAAAAAAACCUCACGGGAGGCAAGCAACUCCACGCUUACAUGCUCAGAAAUGGCUUCCUUCAAGCCUCCCCUUCAUCCCUCACGAGCCUCAUCAACAUGUAUUCCAAGUGCAACCAAAUGACCCAUGCCCUUUCCUUAUUCCAAACCACCCUUCAAAACCCGAAUAUCUUUUCUCUUAAUGCAAUGAUUUCUGGGUUUGUCACAAAUGAAGAUCCCUUAAAAGGGUUAAACUUUUACAGGGAAAUGAGGGUUCUUGGUGUUUUCCCUGAUAAGUACACGUUUCCCUGCUUGCUUAAAGGUUGUUGUGAUAUUAUGGAGGUUUUAGAGGUUAGAAAGAUUCAUGGGUUGGUUUUUAAACUAAGUUUGGACUCAGAUUUGUAUGUGGGCAGUGGUUUGGUUAAGUGUUAUUUGCAGUUUUUAUUCAUGGAGGAUGCCAAGAAAGUGUUUGAUGAAUUGCUUGUAAGAGAUGUUGUGCUCUGGAAUGCUAUGGUUAAUGGGUAUGCUCAGGUUGGGCGGUUUGAUGAGGCAUUGGGAAUAUUCAGAAAGAUGUGUUUAGAAGGGGUUGAGAUUAGUAGUUUCACGGUUACGGGUGUUUUAUCAGUUUUUGCAAUGAUAGGGGAUUUUGAGAAUGGGAGGGCCGUUCAUGGGGUUGUCGUGAAAAUGGGGUAUGAUUCGAGUAUUAUAGUGUCAAAUGCUUUGAUUGAUAUGUAUGGGAAGUGUAAGUUUGUUGCUGAAGCAUUGGAGAUUUUCAAAAUGAUGGCUGAGAGGGAUAUUUUUUCAUGGAAUUCGAUUAUGUUUGUUCAUGUACAAUGUGGUGAUCAUGAUGAAACGUUGAGACUUUUUGGUAGGAUGUUAAGGGAUGGCAUUCGGCCUGACUUGAUCACUUUGACCACUGUGUUUCCUUCUUGCACUCAGAUGGCAGCAUUGAUGCAUGGUAGGGCGAUUCAUGGCUAUAUGAUUAUUAAUGGGUUGUCAAAAGAUGGAAAUUCUGAAGAUAUUGAUGAUGUUCUUAUUAACAAUGGUAUUAUGGAUAUGUAUGCAAAAUGUGGGAGUGUAAGAGAGGCUCACUUGGUAUUUGAUAAGAUGAGCCAUAAGGAUGUUGCAUCCUGGAACAUUUUGAUCAUGGGUUAUGGCAUGCAUGGUUAUGGAAGUGAGGCAUUGGAUAUAUUUUCACUCAUGUGCAAGAGUGAUUUUAAGCCUGAUGAUGUCACAUUUGUUGGAGUCCUGUCAGCCUGCAGCCAUGGUGGCUUUGUAAGCCUAGGGCGUCAGAUCCUGGGGCAAAUGAAGUCAAGAUAUGGUGUUGUUCCGACCAUAGAGCAUUAUACUUGUGUAGUUGACAUGCUUGGUCGGGCUGGGCAGCUUGAGGAGGCUUAUCAAUUGGCACUAACAUCACCUACUGAGGCCAAUGCAGUUGUAUGGAGGGCCGUAUUGGCAGCAUGCAGGCUUCAUGGAAAUUCAGAUAUGGCUGAGGUUGCCGCAAAGCAUGUCUUUCAGCUUGAGCCUGAGCAUUGUGGUAGUUAUGUAUUGAUGUCCAAUGUUUAUGUAGCCGCAGGCAAAUAUGAAGAAGUAUUGGAUGUUAGAAAUAUGAUGAGGCAACAAAAUGUGAGGAAGUUACCAGGGUGUAGCUGGAUUGAACUCAAGAAUGGAGUUCAUGCCUUUAUUAAUGGUGAUCGGAUGCAUCCUGGAUCAAGCUCUAUUUAUGAUGGAUUGCACUCAUUGACUGCUUUGUUGCAUGAGCAUGACUAUGUGCCAGAUUUAUAGUGCCAACUCCAAGCUGGAUAUUUCUCAUGGCAAUGUGCUUUUCCAUCUUUUCUUCAUACUAUAUUAUUGGUGGUAUACAGAUACAUCCUUAGAAUCUCGGGAACUGAUAAGAUAGGAAUGAGAAAUAAAACCAACAUACUCAAUAAUUCAUGUCUCCAUUCUGGAGCACUCCAAGGGAAGAGCUUGUGUGGAGUAGUCCAAGCAACUCAUAAUUGUCUGGUUGCAUGGCAGGCAACAUUGGAUGACAUAGUUUGCAUAAUAAGAUAAAACAUUUGAGUAUAAUAGUUUCUGGGAAAAGAACUAGCCUGACUGACUUGUAUACUGAACCUUUCAGCCUUUUGUCUAGUCUAAUUGUGAGAACAUGUUUUGGAGUUACCUUCAUUUCAAAGCUAUGUAGAAGGCAGGGGAUGAACAGUAGUUGAAGGUACAUAUAUAUAUAUAUACACACACACAUGUGGUGUUGACGUAUUUACAUAUUUGAGCUAGCUCAAGUCAAUUGAUUUAUUGUUUAUAAUUGUAUUUAAAUUAAUUUGAUAUUUCCUUG